Molecule: messenger RNA, 421 nt
Organism: Priapulus caudatus
Lineage: Eukaryota; Metazoa; Priapulida; Priapulimorpha; Priapulimorphida; Priapulidae
Product: protein MON2 homolog
Exons: 2
Source: RefSeq, a predicted model, not a curated record
AUGCUCAGCCUCCUCAUCCUCCCCGCAGCGCUGCAGGCGGUGUCGGCCGACCUCCUGCAUCCUCUCGCGCUCGGCUGUGAGACGCGCGGCGCGCGCAUCGUGCAGAUCUGCCUCGGCUGCAUGCAGCGGCUGAUCACGCACGGCGCGCUGUCGGUGCCCGCCGGCGCCACAGUCGUGCGCACCCUCUGGAGCCUCAUGGAGGGCGGCAUCGAGGAACUGAAGCUGCUGCAGACGAUCAUCAUACUGCUGACGACGAACAGCAUCGUGCAGGGAGACAGCCUCGCGAUGGCCCUCGUCAUGUGCUUCCGUCUGCACUUCACUAAGGACAGCACGACUAUCAACACGGCGUCUGCCACCGUCCGCCAGAUGGUGACACUCGUCUUCGAGCGAGUCGAGGCCGAGGACAAGACACCAGCUCCAG